Molecule: messenger RNA, 489 nt
Organism: Blumeria graminis f. sp. triticale
Lineage: Eukaryota; Fungi; Ascomycota; Leotiomycetes; Helotiales; Erysiphaceae
Source: the annotation of a GenBank genome assembly
AUGUCCGACAUAGACUUUACUCCUAAAUUUGCGCCCUUCUUUGGAAUGGCGGGGAUUACAUUUGCCAUGACCUUUGGAUGUAUCGGCGCAGCGUACGGAACAGCAAAGUCAGGCAUAGGAAUUUCGGGCGUUGGAACCUUCCGGCCAGACCUUAUCAUGAAGUCACUCAUUCCAGUCGUCAUGUCUGGUAUCAUUGCAGUCUACUCUCUAGUUGUAGCAGUUCUCAUAGCAGGAGAUAUGGGUCCACCACCCGGCCAAAACUAUAGUCUUUUUAACGGAUUUAUGCAUCUUGCGUGUGGUCUAUCUGUCGGGCUAACUGGAUUAGCUGCUGGAUAUGCAAUUGGUAUUGUUGGGGACAUGGGUGUACGAUCAUACAUGCUCCAGUCCCGAAUAUUCGUGGGCAUGGUAUUAAUACUUAUCUUUGGCGAAGUUUUGGGUCUCUACGGACUUAUUGUCGCCCUAAUUUUAAAUACGAAAAGCCGAGGAUGA